AUGGGAGUAGAACUUGGAGGACCGGGGGUAGACCACUCUCAUCUCGGCUACCCCCAUCGCCCCAUGAAUCCUGCGCUGGCAACACCGUUGUUUGUCAUAAGCGGAGCAUUUCUUGUUCUAUUCCUUGUGCGCAUGGACAUAAGGUUCAGGCACAGUCGGCGACUACGCGAUAUCCUGCAGACAGAGGACCAAAGCAGAUACUCACAGAUCAAAACCCCCUUCGCCUGGAUGAAGAAACAUGUCCUCUAUGCGCCGUUGUUCUCAACCCGACAUAGUCGCGAAUUCAGGCUUGCGAAUAGGAUUCACAUGGGGACAAUUCCAUUACGACUGGAGGCUAUCUUAUUACUCGGAUAUAUCGCAGUUAAUAUCAUCUUCCUCGUCGGCCUCGUCGACUGGUGGACCGAAUACCAAGAGAAGAUGUAUCAACUCAAAUACGCAGCUGGGCAUUUGGCAGUGAUGAACUCGCCAGCGCUGGUCUUGACAGCUGGCCGAAAUAACCCUCUUAUACCACUUCUGGGAAUCCCUUUUGAUACUUUUAAUCUCCUGCACCGCUGGGUCGGGCGGAUCAUGGUUGCUGGUGCAAUCAUUCAUAUGGGAUGUGUUGUCGGAGCACAGGCCAAGCAGGUCACUAUGGCCGAGAUUACGAAUGAACUUUGGCAUCAGCCCUUCUAUAUAUACGGGAUGGUCGCUCUCAUCGCGUUUGUCACGAUCUUCUUUCAGUCAAUAUCCCCUCUACGACAUGCGUUUUACGAAGCCUUUCUCCACUUCCAUAUCUUCCUGGCAAUCAUGGCAUUCGUUGGCUUGUGGUACCAUCUACAAGGACUGGCACAGCAGCGAGUCCUACUUGCGACCUUGAUUCUCUGGGGUCUAGAUAGACUUGCGAGGUUUGGAAGUAUCAUAUGGAGGAAUUGCGGCAAGCAACGCACCACAGCUACAGUAGAGCUUCUACCUGGAGAUGUCGCUCGCGUCGAGGUUUCUGUGUCACGUCCCUGGAAAUUCAAAGCGGGACAGUAUAUGUACAUGUACAUCCCAUCGCUGGGGCUAUGGACUUCCCACCCCUUUUCGGUCGCGUGGACAUCGUCAGAUCGGACGAUCUCUGGCGAGAAGCGUGACUCCAGUGAUUCUUUUAAUGUCCUGCUUGGAGGGCCGCAGCAGACAACCAUGUCUUUCUUGAUCAAACGGCGAGACGGGUUUACGAACAAGCUCCUACGAAAAGUCCACGGCUCCGAGGAAGGACGGUUCAAGACAACCGCGCUGGCAGAAGGACCAUUUGGAGGCCUUCACUCGCUCGCAUCUUAUGGAACGGUAUUAUUGAUUGCUGGGGGUAUAGGAAUUACCCAUCCACUCUCCUAUCUACAUGAGUUCAUUGACGGCUUUUCGAGCCGCUCAAUCGCAGUUCGCAAAGUCACGCUGGUAUGGGUUGUACGGCAUAUCGAACACAUGGACUGGAUCCAACCCUGGAUGGCAUCGAUUCUCAGCCACCCAGCCGUCCAGGCCCAAAAGGAGCAGAAGCAUAACCCGUACACCCAGUCUCCCGAUUUCUCACUAUCCAUCCAAGUCUACGUCACAUCGAAAGCAUUUACUACGGAUGACUACCUGUCCGACGAGAGUCUCUGGGCCAAAGCACCGGCGUCCAGCGUGCCUGUCAAUAUCCGCUAUGGGAAGCCGUUGUUUCCGGAGGUUCUAGACCUUCAGAUGGCGCAGCAAGUGGGUGCCAUGGCCGUCAGCAUUUGCGGCCCUGGUAGUCUGGGCGACGAUGUGCGAAAGGCUGUUCGGGAGCGACAAGAAGGGCGUACGGUUGACCUUUAUGAAGAUACAUUUUCCUGA
This is a messenger RNA of Aspergillus clavatus NRRL 1, 1827 nucleotides long. Its product is annotated as ferric reductase family protein. The record is from RefSeq and is a predicted model, not a curated record. The transcript is spliced from 6 exons. NCBI's taxonomy places the organism in Eukaryota, Fungi, Ascomycota, Eurotiomycetes, Eurotiales, Aspergillaceae. Gene Ontology annotation, cellular component: plasma membrane. Bases 1 to 1827 code for a protein of 608 amino acids. Gene Ontology annotation, biological process: copper ion import; intracellular iron ion homeostasis; iron ion transport. Gene Ontology annotation, molecular function: ferric-chelate reductase activity.